ACAGUAGACGCAUAGCGCACAAGAGUAUCUCCUUUUUCUUCCUCCAGUCAACAAUAUGGCCUGAUUGAGUUACGUCUCAUCGCCAUUCACUAAAAAUUUUUUUUUUUUAUUAUUAUUUUGCGCUUAAAAUUCCCAGAAAUGAACGACAAAGUGGCGCUCGUAAUUAUUAUUAUUUCCCUGUGGUUGUCCAACUCCGAUUGUAAACUUCUCCAGCCCAACAUCAUAGUUAUUCUAAUAGACGAUCUAGAUGUAGCAUUAGGAGGCCUGGAGCCCAUGGCCAUCACCCGCCGACUCGUCGCCCAGCACGGCGCCACCUUCACCAACGCCUUUGUCUCGACCCCCGUCUGCUGUCCGAGCCGCUCGUCCAUUUUGACGGGCAAAUACGUUCACAAUCACCGGGUCAUCAAUAACACGGCGUCGGGAAACUGCGGCAGUCGCCAAUGGCAAAACGGACCGGAGCGCAAGACGAUGGCCACGUAUUUGCAGGCCGACGGGUACGCGACUUUUUACGGCGGCAAAUACCUCAACCAGUACGGGAGGAACGAAACCGGUGGCGUUGAACAUGUGCCCCCUGGCUACGACCGUUGGGUGGGAUUGGUUGGCAACUCUCGUUACUACAACUACACCCUAUCGGUGGACGGGCAGGCCCGUGACCACGGCGACGACUAUCACCUGGACUACCUGACCGACGUUUUGGCUAAGGAAGCGCUGGAUUUCAUCGAUGGAACCUCCUUAUCGGGAGGAACAGACGGGAGUAAUCAUCGGCCGUUGUUCGCCGUCAUCGCUCCGCCGGCCUGCCAUUCGCCGUUCACGCCGGCCCCGCAAUUUGCCCGCAAGUUCAGCGGACGACGGGCCCCGCGCUGGCCCAGCUUCAACCGCCACCCGGGCCUGGACAAACACUGGCUAGUCCGGCAAGCCCCCCAGGGCCCUCUGCCCAAAGAAAUCAUCGACCAAGUGGACCACAUCUUCCGUCAGAGGUGGAGGACUCUCUUAUCCGUCGAUCAAAUGAUUGGAAAAAUAGUGAAAUUGCUGGGCCGGAAGGGCCAGCUGGACCGUACGUGGCUGGUGGUGACGUCGGAUCACGGCUACCACCUGGGCCAGUUCACCCUGCCCGUCGACAAGCGAUUACCUUACGAAACGGACGUUCGCGUGCCGCUGCUGGUCAUCGCCCCCGGCAAUCAAACCCUCAAUAAGAACAGCAACAACAACAACAAGGACAACACGGAGAUCGAUUCGUUGGCCGUCGUUUCCAUCGAUCUGGCGCCCACUAUUCUCGACAUGGCCGCCUUGCCCGUCCCGUCAGACAUGGACGGCCUUUCACUCCUGCCGCUGAUCCUCUCACGACAUCCGCCAGCCGAGGAAGUGUCGGGAGUUGGCGAUCCGUGGGAUCGUGUCUGCCGGAUCGAUGAUCGGCCGCCAUCAUCCGCUCAUCCGUGGCGGAAGCGCCGCUCUUUCUUGAUCGAAUAUCACGGCGAGGCCGACCUGGACGACGUCGAUCUCCAAUGCCAACAGGAUCCCAACACAACCUUGUGCCUGAAGGAUUUCGGCUGCAAAUGCCAAGAUGCCGCCAACAACACGUACGUCUGCCUGCGCACCUUGCCACCGGCCCGGCAACAACAACAGCAGACGGGCAAGAAUAAUGAAGAAAAUAGUCUCUACUGCCAGUUUGACGAUUCGGAAAAGUUUGUAGAAUAUUACAACCUGCGUGACGAUCCCUAUCAGCUGGACAACCUGGCCUACCGUCGAUCGUGCAACUGCACGACGGCCGAUCCCCGUCGCCGCAAAUUGCUGGCCCGUUACGCCAAAUGUCGUGGGUCCGUCAACUGUUUUUAGGGCGUUUGAGACAUACGCCUCAUUUCCUGUUUUGUGUUCUGAUUUUAUUAUUAGCUGAUGGGCUGGCAAGUUUUUCAUUAUAAAUGUUAUUUGUUUGGCCGGCAAUAAUAAUAUAGUCCGUUUAUUAUGA
Daphnia pulicaria is the source of this 1963-nucleotide messenger RNA. Its product is annotated as N-acetylglucosamine-6-sulfatase-like. NCBI's taxonomy places the organism in Eukaryota, Metazoa, Arthropoda, Branchiopoda, Diplostraca, Daphniidae. The record is from RefSeq and is a predicted model, not a curated record. Gene Ontology annotation, molecular function: N-acetylglucosamine-6-sulfatase activity; glycosaminoglycan binding. The transcript has 10 exons. Gene Ontology annotation, biological process: glycosaminoglycan metabolic process. Bases 139 to 1833 code for a protein of 564 amino acids.